UGCUGUCACGCAGCUGAGUACUAUUAUAAGGUCGUGGUAAAGUUUUUUUGUAUUGUGUACUGUGAAAAAAAUGAGUUCUCCCCGUAAAAGAAAACCGUGUUUUACAAAUGCGGAAAAACUGCAGCUAAUUCACUCUAUUAAAAGGCGCUCACUACUGUGGGAUGUUUUGGACCUAUAUCAUAGGGAUUAUGACAAGGUUCAAGCUGCUUGGAAAGCUGUGUCUGGCGAAGUAAAAAGACCUGUUCCUCACUGCAAGGAGGCGUGGAGUUCUUUGAGAGAAAGCUACCGCUAUCAUUUCAAGCGUGACUGUGGUAAAUUUCAGCAUCUCGACGGAGAGGAUUUCGAUCCCCUGCUGGCUACCAAACAGAUCGAUUGGCGGUUCGCUGAAGCUAUGUCCUUUAUGCCUCAACCCGCAAUCAAGAGACCAAGACCUUCCAGCCCAACUGUUCUCAAUGAAGCCGAUGGAGAAGAUGAAGCUGGUGAAGAUGAUGAGGUGGCUGACUGGAUGACAGGAUCUGCAGAGAUUCCGGCCGAUGCUCUUUUAACACCGGAAAGCGUUGAAAAUAUCAAGCCGGAUCCAAAGACAAGGGGCAAACCGAGAAAAAGUGCAGCGUCGACAUCUCAGGAGUCAGUUGUCGACAUGUUAAGCAAUUUUCUCAAGGAAACUAGGCACUGCCUGGAGCAGCCUGUCUCAAAAAAUGCCACCGUCCUAGCUUACUGGGAUACUCUACUUACCGGGAUGUCACCCCAAAACUCACAACGCGCUGUGUUCAAAGUAACUGAGUUUCUGCAGGAGAUUGCCAAAAAAGAAGUUGAAAACAAGAGAAAAAUGUAUUAAAAUAAUUAUAAGAUUUAGUUUUUAAGCGUACUUGUGAUCUUGUGGGCUCUUUUCCUUCACUGAUAUGCCAGUUUUUUGACAAUUAAACUAUUCUUUAUGCUAUCUCUAACCAA
This is a messenger RNA of Drosophila serrata, 951 nucleotides long. RefSeq lists its product as uncharacterized. The record is from RefSeq and is a predicted model, not a curated record. Lineage: Eukaryota; Metazoa; Arthropoda; Insecta; Diptera; Drosophilidae.